UCUACGACAAGUAUGAGACGCGAUGAGCCUCCCUACCAUAAACAGUAAUGACCAUGCUAAUACUUCUGUUCAAUGACCUUAGAGGCAAUUCCCAUUGCGCUUCCAUCAUUUUCCCCGCAGGUGGAACGCAAUGGGGACCAUCUUGCUUCCUCGUUUCCGCAUUCUAGCUCUAUCUUGAGUUCGUCAUUUAAGAGUGGUAUCAGCUAUACAGCGAGUUCCCGAUACAAAUCUGGAAUUUCUAAAGCCCAGUCACGCACCCUUAAACGGCCAAACUUCUCAGUCUGGGAUUCGGCUUCUGGACAGGAGCUAGAGGAGCCACCACCACGACGUCAGCGGACGGAGAAAGAAAAACAGAAGACGGCAAGGAUCCGUGAGCUGGGCGGGGCCUGUGCGGAUUGCAAGAAGAAUCAUCGCUCUUGUAAGAUUGAGCAUCUCAUACCGGCCGACGGUAAGUAUACGAAAAUGCUAGAACCAGAUAUAAGUUUUCUUCAGGAAGACAUGUCACAAAGCCUCGGCACAUCCUAUGGGACCAUGGGAAUUCUCGAGUCAGGCCUAGCCAGAACAAGACUUUGUUCCGCUCCAGUGAAUGCUCCAUGCCUUGUGACAGAAGCGAUUUCUGGAACCGGUGAACAAUUUAUGCAAUAUAGUUAUCAAUCUAGACCAGAUUCUAUGCCGGUGUCCAACAUGAAUGGGCUGUAUGGUGAUGUCCAAAGCCUUGAUUUCAACGCCCGCGAACUUCAGGAUCCACACACUAGCACCGAGCAAAACUUUAGCCUGUCCCAGACUCACGAAUAUUCCUUCGAGGACCUAUUUCAUUUUGGAGAUAUUAAUGAUAUUGAUAUCCUGCAUAAUCUCUCUUUUUGA
Molecule: messenger RNA, 864 nt
Organism: Coccidioides immitis RS
Lineage: Eukaryota; Fungi; Ascomycota; Eurotiomycetes; Onygenales; Onygenaceae
Exons: 4
Coding region: 73-864 (263 amino acids)
Source: RefSeq, a predicted model, not a curated record